UCUUGACAAUUCACACUCCCAACAAUCAAGAUUUCAAAGGUAAAGCCCAAGUGAUCACAUUCAUCCCACCCAAAGGAGGUUUCUUGAAAAUCUUUCAUUAAACCUUUUUUUGCUGCUUCCUCUUCUUGUUUUUCGUUUUAUGAUCAAAAGAAAACAAGAAAACGUUAAUUUAAACCUUUCCAAAACCCUAACUUACCUUUCUUCCCUUUCCGCCGAUAUACAAACUUAAACCAUUUCAUCUUUGUUUGCAUCUGCGCUCAGGAGAUUCAAUUAGUUGUGGAGUGUUUUUUUUCCCCAAGAAACAAUGUCACUGUGUUUUGCUCCUCAAUUUGCGUCAAUUAGCUUCUCAGAAUUCCAUUCUCAAAAGCUAUUGGGUUCAUUUGCUUCACCAAAAAGGGACUUUCGAGUAUAUGCCAUGUCAGCAGUUGCAAAUGACGCAUCAAAUUUCAUCCCUGCAGCUCCAAUAUUUUUACCUGAAGGACCAUGGAAGCAGAUUCCUGGUGGGGUUACUGCUGCUGAGGGAUUCAAAGCUGCAGGGAUGUAUGGAGGAUUACGGGCCGUAGGACAGAAGCCUGAUCUUGCACUAGUGACUUGCGAUGUAGAUGCCGUAGCUGCAGGGGCAUUUACUAAAAAUGUGGUUAAAGCUGCACCCGUUCUUUAUUGCAGAAGUAUGUUAGAAAAUUCUACAACGGCUCGUGCAGUGUUGAUAAAUGCUGGUCAAGCAAAUGCAGCCACGGGGGAUGCAGGUUACCAAGAUGUAAUAGAUUGUUCAAAUACCCUUGCUAAGUUACUUCAAGUGAGGCCAGAUGAAAUAUUGAUAGAAUCAACUGGUGUGAUUGGUCAACGAAUAAAGAAGGAGCCUCUUCUCAGUUCACUUCCUAAAUUAAUUAGUUUACUUUCAUCAAGCAUAAAGGGAGCAGAUUCUGCUGCUGUGGCAAUAACAACAACCGAUCUUGUGAGCAAGAGCGUGGCAGUAGAGUUUGAGGUUGGCGGCACCCACAUAAGAAUCGGGGGAAUGGCAAAAGGCUCCGGAAUGAUCCAUCCAAAUAUGGGAACACUUCUUGGUGUUAUAACCACUGAUGCUCUUGUAGAUACUGAUAUCUGGCGAAAGAUGGUACAGGUUGCUGUAAAUCGAAGUUUUAACCAAAUUACUGUAGACGGGGAUACCAGCACCAAUGAUACCAUUAUCGCUUUGGCUAGUGGGCUAUCUGGAUCAAACAGGAUAUCGUCACAGCACAGUUCUGAGGCAACACAACUACAAAUGUGCCUUGAUGCAGUAAUGCAAGGGCUUGCUAAAUCAAUAGCCUGGGAUGGAGAAGGGGCAACGUGUCUCAUGGAGGUCACUGUAACUGGUGCGGGCAGUGAAGCUGAAGCAGCAAAGAUCGCACGUUCAGUAGCAUCUUCAUCACUUACCAAGGCUGCAAUCUAUGGUAGGGAUCCAAAUUGGGGACGCAUAGCUUGUGCUGCAGGAUAUGCAGGAAUUCCUUUUGACUCGAAUGCACUCAGAAUAGCACUUGGAGAUAUUCUGCUUAUGGAUGGAGGGCAACCACUUCCGUUUGAUAGGUCUGCGGCUAGUAAUUAUCUCAAGGAAGCUGGUGACACCCAUGGCACCGUCAAAAUUGAAAUUUCCAUAGGGGAUGGACCAGGAACAGGGUUAGCUUGGGGAUGUGAUUUAAGUUACGAUUAUGUUAAGAUUAAUGCCGAGUACACCACCUAGAUAAUCUGCACUUUCCUUAUGAGCUAAGAUAAGAAGACAUGCAUGCUCGGUUAAGUGGUGCCUCUUCUGCAAAAAGAGAGAAAACAAAGCAAUUCCUAUGGGCUAUAGUUGAAAUCGGCCUUGGCUUACACAAAGGUUUCUCUGUGCUUGCAAAGGUUCAUUCAUCUAUUCCAUUCCAUUUUCUGGAUCUUAUUUACAUGAGAAUCCACAACAUGAUAAUGGAAUUGGGGGAAACGAGCUAUGCAAAUCCAUUCCAUCUUGUGAAUCUCUCAAGAACCGAUAGUUGUUUUUUUUCAUUUAUUGUAAGAACCAUGACGAGAUAAUUCCUAUGCAAGUUUUCCAAUCAUAUCAUGGAUGAAACUGUCCGUAGUGAUCAUGGUUUUACCGGAGAACUUGGUUCAGGACCUUGUUGAGACAUGGUCUAUGUAAGACAAAUUUGCUAUCCUUUACUUGCUAGAGAAUUGUGGACGUGUCUAUCUAUCAGGAUAUAAUAAUCGAUAGAUAGUGUAGCAUGAAGGGAUUAUUUCGGCAAACCGAAGGCAGAGCCGGAAUGUAUUUUGGGCGGUGGGGUGGUGGUACAAUUUAACUGUAAAAACAAACUUGUUG
This is a messenger RNA of Cynara cardunculus var. scolymus (artichoke), 2323 nucleotides long. RefSeq names its product arginine biosynthesis bifunctional protein ArgJ, chloroplastic. Gene Ontology annotation, biological process: L-ornithine biosynthetic process; L-arginine biosynthetic process. Bases 305 to 1717 code for a protein of 470 amino acids. NCBI's taxonomy places the organism in Eukaryota, Viridiplantae, Streptophyta, Magnoliopsida, Asterales, Asteraceae. The record is from RefSeq and is a predicted model, not a curated record. Gene Ontology annotation, molecular function: L-glutamate N-acetyltransferase activity, acting on acetyl-CoA as donor; L-glutamate N-acetyltransferase activity, acting on acetyl-L-ornithine as donor. The transcript is spliced from 18 exons.